GUGUUCUACGCCAAAAACUGGUCUAGAUAGUCCUACUCCCGUAAAUUACCCGCUCAGGUGAUACCUACCUCACUCACCGCCUGGACUAUGACUCAGAGUACGAAAAUGCAAAACGCGAGGUUGCGUCUAGGAAAGAAAAACGUGUUUUGUCUCGAAUGAGGAAAAAUGUUGUUGAAAGAUGGUUUCUCCUAAAUCUUAAGUCUAAAUACUGUGAUGGUCAAGCGUUGGCAUCCAGACUUUCGAAGCAAAUUACUCGAGUAACAAAGGAUGUCAAUAAAGAUAUCGCAGCUUAUAACGAGGCGAAACAAUCACAUUCUAAUCAUUCACAUACCGCAUUAACAUUAGAUGCUGUCAAAGAUCCUGACAAUGAUUUUUGGUGUGAAUAUCUAGCUGCACCCACUGAUGAAGAUUGUUCAGUUCCAUUUACUGUUAAACGGAAGGCUAUAGAUUUAUGCCAUUUGCUUGACCGAUCCAAGGAAGAGCAAAUCCUGUUGAAGUCAGAAAUGGAAAAUACGUGGAGUCACUACUUUCAGCAGCAAGGCAAGAUUACUGACUUUUUGAAUAGUUUUAUUAACCAUGAAAACGUACUUGAUGUUGAAUAUGGUGAAGCGACAUUUUUACACAGGAAGAUCUUUCAAAUUAAAAGCAUGUUGAUAGAUCUAAAAAAAAGGUUUUCUUUGUACAUCAACAAAGACGAACCACAGUAUUUAUUUAAUGCGAAAGUUGACAUGCUUCAAAGUGAUCUGGUGUCGGCUCUGGAUGACGAAGAAGUGGUUGUAUAUGAAGAAGUGGAUUCUUAAGACGAUCAAACAAGUGAAAACGACUAUGAAAGCACCAGCGAUGAUGUAUAAUGGGGUUGUGCAGACACUUUAAGCUCUUGAAAAUCCUUUAAUUAGAAAAUCAAUUUACGUAAAGGGCACUUGAAAAGUUGUUAAGAAAUCAUGUGUAAUAGCCGCCCAACGUACGUACGCUGGGAAAAAACUUUUUGUUGAAUAAAUACUUGUUGAACUGUCAUAUGUAACUUUUUGAUAGUUAUACAAUGUAGUAUAUGAUAAAAAUUGAUGUUAUAUAUACGUGGGUAAUAGCCGUCCAACGUACGUACGCUGGAUAAUAAAGGUGUUUAAAAAUGUUUUUGUUAAAUAAAUACUUGGUGUAAGCUUGGCAACUCGAUGGAGCACAUGGCUUGCCGAUUUUGAAAUGUUUAUUAUCUUGAGUGGAAUUAAAGAUAAAAAGCAACAACGAGCAUUACUUCUCUGUCAAGAUGGUUCACGCAUUCGUGAAAUAUUUCGACAGCUCAACUAUACAGGCGACGACAGCGAAUAUGAACUUGCUAAAACCAAACUAACGGAAUAUUUUGAGCCUCAAAAAAAUCGGCGAUAUGAAGUGUACAAAUUUCGCGAAGCCAAACAAGAACAAUCAGAAACGUUAGACCAAUUUCAUACGCGAUUGAAGAAAUUAGCUCAAACAUGUGCUUUUGAUGAUGUUGACUUUGAGGUUGAACAACAGAUAAUCAUGGCGGGAUCUUCUUCGCGGAUACGAAAGAAAGCACUAAGAGAUCCCGAGUAUGAACUCAGAGAUAUUUUGCUGGACGGCCGUAGAGAUGAACAAAGCACUUAUCAAGCACGGGAUAUCGAGUCAAAGGACAAAAAUAACGACAUGUUGGCAACCAUCCAAUCUGAAUCGACGCGAAAAUGUUAUUAUUGUGGCGGUCCAUACUCACAUCAAGACGACAAAAUCAUUUAUGUAGCUGGGAGAAUCAGUUUCAAAGCAAUGUAAAGUAUAAACUAUAGCAAAAGCAAGACAUGAAUGUCAUAGCAAUGAAAAUGACUCAUUACUGUCCAUAUCAGUAGUAAAGACACCAGAAGAAAUGACUCAUUUACUGUUCUUAUCAGUUGUAAAGACAUUAGCCAAAAAUGUCUGGUCAUGUCAUUCACUCCUGAACAUGGAUACAUACUUUAAAGGAGGGUGUUGCUCUAGAAAUAUAUUCCUAAUAUACACUUUUUAUAGUUAGUACACAAUUUCUCUAAUGUUCGAAUAAUGUUUAAGAAAAAAUAUAAGAAGAAUUUCCUUGCAAAAUGAAAUACUAACUGUUACACACAAUGCCAGAGCUCUUCAAGAUGCCCUGGGAAUAAAUGGCAUAGCAGACUCUUUAUUUUGGGUAGGAGGCACAUAUUCAUAUAUUCAUGUUCUGCCACAUUAAGUUCCUUUGAAAUCCAUUGUUUUCAACAGAUUAAGACAUGCAUAUAUGAAUUUGUCCCCCCCCAAAUUAACAAGUAUCCUGCGCCACUGCUGGGAUUUUUUAUAUAUUAGUAAAUCUGGUAGUCUAAAAUCUGGUAGUCCGACAAUUAAAUGUGUUAUUUUCACUUCUGUCAAUGCUAUGGCAAUGAUAUCCUGCUUUUUCUUCUUCAGAUUAUUUAUAAAUUUUACUUUACAUUGCCUUUAUAGUUUGAACUAUAAUAAAGUAUUAUUGAAUCAAUCAUUAAAUAAAUAUUUCCUCCAAAGUAAAAAAAACAAACACGACAAUUAAGGUUUUAGUCCCCAUAUCAAGUAUGAUUGAAUCAAAUAACAAUAACUGCAUGUCCAUUUCAAACAACUACAAUUCUCAUAAAUAGAAAGUAUAUUUUGUAAAUUAUAUGAAUGAAUAGAAAUAAAUAUAGAAAAGACUGUAUUCAUACUUAUAUAGCAAAGCAAA
This is a messenger RNA of Xenia sp. Carnegie-2017, 2692 nucleotides long. RefSeq lists its product as uncharacterized. The transcript is spliced from 2 exons. Bases 156 to 800 code for a protein of 214 amino acids. NCBI's taxonomy places the organism in Eukaryota, Metazoa, Cnidaria, Anthozoa, Malacalcyonacea, Xeniidae. The record is from RefSeq and is a predicted model, not a curated record.